Symbiodinium sp. CCMP2456 is the source of this 354-nucleotide messenger RNA. The record is from the annotation of a GenBank genome assembly. NCBI's taxonomy places the organism in Eukaryota, Dinophyceae, Suessiales, Symbiodiniaceae.
AUGCGGUCUUCGGCCUCACCAGGAAUCGAGCUGCGUGCGAACAGCGGUUUGAGUUCGGCCAGCCAGGACGGUGACUUCGAUGCCACACCUGUGCGAGAGGCAGGCGAUGGGCAUUGGGGUUGGUACCCAGAAGACUCUAUGGAGUUGGCUGCAGUGUUGGCACAGGAGCCUGGCAUGUCUGGCUGGGACAAGGCCGACGAAUGUUUUCACGGUGCUGGAAAGAUGCAGGCGCACGGCUUGACAGACAAGGGCGGGCCGAGGCUCAUGGCUCCAAUCAUGCGCCUGGACGUGUUUCUGGAUGAGGCGGUCCCAGACUUCCCGUUUGCCCAGGCAGCGAAAGUGCCUGCGGUCUGA